AUGUUAAACCUCCAUCCUCAUACAAAGAUGACUGUUGAUCCAUUCGCAGAUACUCCAGGAUUUCAAUAUCCCGUGGGAGCAACAGUACGUGCUUGUUAUCCUCUUUCACCAAAGAGUAAAGUACCAGAUUCAAUCUUUAGGCCAAACUAUGCACGAGAAUCGGUAAGCGGAACAUUUUGGGCUUAUUGGGAGUUUCUCUCUUCGCGGAAUAUCAAAGUAAACUCCGAGAAAGAACAAGAGGGUGUUCGUAAAGCGGCAAAAUUGGCAAGAGAGGUACUGGAAAUUGCAGCAUCAAAAGUAGCACCAGGCGUUACAACGGAUGAGAUCGAUAAAGUGGUAUUCGAAGAAGCAAUCAAGAGAGACUGUUAUCCUAGUCCACUAGGCUACCACGGAUACCCAAAAAGUGUCUGUACAUCCGUAAACGAGAUCAUCUGUCAUGGCAUUCCCGAUCAGAGACCGCUAGAGGAUGGAGAUAUUAUCAAUAUCGAUGUCACACUAUACCAUCAUGGCUUCCAUGGAGAUUUGAAUGGAACAUACCCUGUCGGACCAAAAGCAGAGGCAGAUGAAGCAAGCAUGAAUUUGAUCAAAACAGCAAGAGAUUGCUUGGAUGCUGCAAUUGCAAUCUGUGGUCCCGGGGUACCGUUUGCUCAAAUAGGCAAAACAAUUCAACCAUUAGCAGAAAGUAGAAAUACAGCAGUCGCGAAGAAUUGGCAUGGACAUGGAAUCAGUAACGUGUUCCAUUCUGCUCCAACGAUUUAUCAUCAUAAAACCAAAAAAGCAUACGGAGUUAUGCAACCUGGAAAUAUCUUUACUAUUGAGCCUAUGCUCAAUGCAGGAACGGAAUGGAGAGAUCUUUCUUGGCCUGAUGAUUGGACGAUUUCUACAAUCGAUGGUGCUAGAUCAGCAGCAGCCGAAGAAACGCUACUUAUCACCGAGACUGGCGUUGAAAUCUUGACAGCAAAAGGAGGACCAAAGCAUAUUGAUACACGGGAAGCCAGAGCUGCUCUAGGAUUGUGAGCAGUUUCAAAAGAUAUACCAAUAUUCUAUAGAUUGGACUAGUGUAUUUUUAUGAUUAAUCGAUUCAAUUCGACGAUAGAAGUGCUUACAAUUUCGACAGAUCAACAAGCGUGCCAAAAGUAUGAUCUUUGAUCAAAUUACCAUCGCAUGCCACAGUGAUCAAAACACCUUUACCUGGUCGAUCAGUCAAAACGUUAAUCACCGCAACAGUCGGUGCAGGAUUUUCAGUCUUUUUCUCCGUCAUUGAAAGUUCUGAAGCUUUUCCCGGUGAAGUC
Molecule: messenger RNA, 1292 nt
Organism: Meira miltonrushii
Lineage: Eukaryota; Fungi; Basidiomycota; Exobasidiomycetes; Exobasidiales; Brachybasidiaceae
Product: methionine aminopeptidase
Exons: 2
Coding region: 1-1017 (338 amino acids)
Biological process (GO): proteolysis
Molecular function (GO): metalloaminopeptidase activity
Source: RefSeq, a predicted model, not a curated record